UUAAUGCUUUUGCAUACUGAUUUGUAAAUUCUUUGCAAACAAUUUUAUUAACAUGCAUUUUAGUUCCAGCAGCAUGGAAAUGAUGAGGCUUAACUAUCAUUAUUGCUCUUCAGCUGGAUAAAAGCUGAAGCUAAUCCUCUUAGAUUUCAGACUAAUAAACUACAAGAACCAAAAUGAAAGUCUCCCUGACUCUCCUGUGUUUGUUUGAGGGUUUCCUGCAGGCUACAGCUCAGAGCGCCGGUCAAACCUCCGAGUUUCAUCUGGGAGGAGAUUACUUGAUAGGUGGACUUUUUAACAUUCAUUAUGUCGCUACAGCUCAUUUUCAAAGACCGCAAGCCAUCGACUGCUCCAGUAAACUUUUCAUACUCCCAAAUUAUCGGAGGUUUCAGCUGAUGAGGUUCUCUGUGGAGGAAAUCAACAACUCCACCGUCCUCUUGCCAAACAUAUCUCUUGGCUAUCAGAUGUUUGACCACUGCUCGGAUAUACACAGCUUUCCAGGCCUUUUCAAACUCCUCUCUGUCAAGGAUUCGAUCCGACCCUUGGAAGAAGGUUCAAUGAGGCUGCCUAACGUGAUCGGAGUGGUCGGUCCUUUCACAAGCACUCAUGCCCUCACUGUUGCCCCAAUUUUCAUGUCAAAUCUCUUUCCCAUGGUUAGUUAUGGAUGCUCUGGCUCUGUGUUUUCCCGAAAAAAUCUUUAUCCCUCUUUCCUGCGAACAGUGCAUCCUAAUAAAGAUGUCAUAAAUGCUAUUGUUGGGAUCAUCCAGAACUUUAGCUGGCGCUGGGUUGCCUUCUUAAACAGUGAUGAUGACUUUGGCAAAGACGGGCUGGAGCAGUUCAAAGCCAGGAUUGAAGAAAGUGAUAUCUGCCUGGCCUAUUACAAAUCAAUCAACCAUGAUACAGAUUACUCACAAGUGUUCAAGCAGCUAGAGGAGCAGAAUAUAAAGGUCAUUGUUGUAUUUGCUCCAAAAGUGUAUGCUGAGGCUGUUAUAGAGUCUGCAGUUCAGCUGAACGUCACCAAUAAGGUGUGGAUCGCAGACGAUGGCUGGUCCUUGAACAAAAAGCUGCCGAACAUGGAAGGAAUCCAAAAUAUUGGAACGGUACUCGGGGUAGCUCAGCCAGUUGUGACAAUACCUGGUUUUACUGAUUUUAUCUAUUCUGCAACAAGUCAGAGAGUGCAUGGUGGCGACACAGAACAAGAAAUGUUUUGUAAUCAGAAGUGCAGCUGCAGCAACGUGAGUGUAAAAAGUCUUCUUAGAGCUGAUCCAUCUUUCUCCUUCCCCGUUUAUGCUGCUGUUUACGCCAUUGCACAUGCUCUACACAACACUUUGAGGUGCGGAUCUGGCACGUGUCAUAGAAAUAUUACAGUUUACCCACAAAUGAUCCUGGAAGAGUUAAAAAAAUCCAACUUCACUCUGUUAAACCAAGCUGUUCAGUUUGAUGAGAAUGGGGACCCCAAAUUUGGAUCCUUAUCCAUAGUUUUCUGGAACCACAGUGGGGAGGCAGAGGAAGUCGGCUUUUAUCAUUUUCAACAAUCAACCCAUCUCUCCAUCAAUAAGACCAAAAUUAAGUGGUUCACAAAUGGAGAAGUGCCGACUGCAUUGUGUUCUUCAGAGUGUCCAGCAGGAUAUGCAAAAAAGCCAAAUGGAAUCCACAAAUGCUGCUUCAGCUGUGAGAUCUGUAAAACUAAAACCUACAUAAACAUAACAGAAAACCCCUUCAGAUGCAUCAGCUGUAAAGACACUGAGUGGUCUGCAGAAGGAAGUACGUCAUGCACUCCAAGGCUCCUGGAGUAUGUGCUGUUCACAGACUCUGGUGCUAUGCUAACCAUGGUCUUGGAGGGGCUCCUGUUGGGCCUCAUUGUAAGUGUGUCUGCUGUCUUUGCCAUUAACUACAACACUCCUGUGGUCAGAUCUGCAGGAGGACCGAUUUGCUUCCUAAAUCUCGGCUGCCUCAGCCUGUGUAGCAUCAGUGUUUUCUUUUAUUUUGGUGUUCCCACACCGGCUUUUUGUGUAUUAAGAUACCUUCCGUUUAUUUUGUUUUACACUGUUUGUUUGUCAUGUUUUGUGGUGCGCUCUUUCCAGAUUGUCUGCAUUUUCAAAAUAUCUGCUCAAAUCCCCAACAUCCACAUUUGGUGGGUAAAAUACCACGGACAGUGGCUGCUCAUCAGCGCAGCCUUUGUGUUCCAGGCGGUCUCAAUCACCAUUAGCUUUAGUUGUGAUCCUCCGAGUCCUUACAACGAAACAUCCUGGUAUCCAGAGCAAAUAAUUCUGAGCUGCAACUUGAACAUUCAAGCGUCUAUUUGUUCUCUGUUAUUACUUCUGUCGCUGUGCUGUCUUUGCUUCAUUUUUUCAUAUAUGGCCAAAGAUCUCCCCAAAAAUUACAAUGAGGCCAAAGCGAUAACUUUCUGUCUUCUCCUACUCACCUGCACCUGGGUCAUCUUUAUAACUGAAUACAUGCUUUAUCGUGGGAAAUACAUCCAGAUUUUUAAUGCUCUGGCCGUUCUAUCAAGUCUGUACUCUUUUCUGUUGUGGUAUUUCCUCCCAAAAUGUUACAUCAUCAUUUUUCAACCCAGCAGAAACACACAGCAGUACUUUCAAGGUCUUAUUCAAAAUUACACCAAAACAAUCAGUCAAUAGCACUUUCAGCAGCUUAAUUAAAGUUGUUUAUUUAUUUUUUGGAGUUGGGUCAUUCCAGAAUUGGAGAACA
This is a messenger RNA of Oryzias melastigma (Indian medaka), 2706 nucleotides long. RefSeq names its product taste receptor type 1 member 1-like. Lineage: Eukaryota; Metazoa; Chordata; Actinopteri; Beloniformes; Adrianichthyidae. The transcript is spliced from 6 exons. The record is from RefSeq and is a predicted model, not a curated record. Gene Ontology annotation, biological process: G protein-coupled receptor signaling pathway. The coding region runs from base 174 to 2636 and encodes 820 amino acids. Gene Ontology annotation, molecular function: G protein-coupled receptor activity. Gene Ontology annotation, cellular component: membrane.